Messenger RNA from Kwoniella shivajii, 210 nucleotides. RefSeq lists its product as uncharacterized. Bases 1 to 210 code for a protein of 69 amino acids. NCBI's taxonomy places the organism in Eukaryota, Fungi, Basidiomycota, Tremellomycetes, Tremellales, Cryptococcaceae. The record is from RefSeq and is a predicted model, not a curated record. The transcript has a single exon.
AUGAACGUACAACUUGAAGACGAUGGGAAUUCCCCUCCGCCGUCACCUUCCCCUUCGCCUCCAUUCCCUUAUGAGAUCACUCCGAUACCUUCACCUUCACCGUCGCCUCCUCCUGAAAAACACUCAGGUCCAGUCUCUUCUCCAGCUCAGGGAGAAUCCGUUCUGGAUGACACGAUGGCUGCGAAAACUGUAAACGUCGCUAUCGGAUGA